CUACCCCCCCNCCCCCCCCCCAACCACUGUUCCCAUGACCUGGCUACAUUUCCAUCAUCCUAAUCAACCUUUGUUCUUGCAGCUUGCAGCUGAUUUGACUCUUAAGUCCGUUCACUUGCUCAUAGAUACUGAAGAUGGCAUCGUCAAUAACCCUGCUGAUGUGUUAAACACCACUGAAUCGCUUGAGGCGCUGCAGACGGACGAGCAGCGACAUGUCCUUGAUAUUGUUGCCCAACUUCGCAAAUGCGGACUGGACAGCGUGCUGUCACUGCCUCAACUGGUCGUCUGUGGCGAUCGGUCAUCUGGAAAAAGCUCAGUCCUGGAAGCAUUGACAGAAAUCCCCUUCCCAAGAAACGACAACCUUUGCACACGGUUCGCUACGGAGAUCAUCCUUCGUCGUGCAUCGACCGAUGAGCUCACCGUUAGAGUGAUUCCAGACUCAGAACGGCCACAGCAUGAACAAGACAAGAUCAAGAACUUCAGCGAGUCUAUCACCCACUUGGGCGAACUACCGGCGCUGAUGGAAAAAGCAACAAAACUGAUCGGCCUAGAUAAGAUUGGCCACGCCUUUUCGAAAGAUAUUCUCAGCAUCGAGAUCGAGGGUCCAAAACGCCCUCAGCUGACUCUGGUCGACCUGCCGGGCAUCAUCCAGGCCGAGACCAAGGACGCCUCCAAGGAAGAUGUGGAAUUAGUCUCCGAGAUCACCGAACAUUAUAUUUCCCAAUCAUGCACAAUCUGCUUGGCUGUGGUCUCUGCGACAAACGACUAUGCCAACCAGCCGAUCCUCACCAAGGUCCGACGUUUUGAUCCCAAAGGAGAACGCACCCUGGGAAUCAUCACCAAGCUGGACCUCGUUCCCCGGGGGUCCGGAACAGAGAGCGCCUUCCUGAGCCUGGCCAAAAACGAAGACAUCUUCUUCAAACUGGGCUGGCAUGUGGUUAAGAAUCGAAGUUUUGAAGAGUCAUCCUACUCGUUGCUGGAACGCAAUGCCUCCGAGGCCGCUCUCUUCCGCAAACCCAAUUUCAGCACCCUGCCUCCUGAGUCGAUGGGCAUCCAUAACCUUACCAGCCGACUCAGCCAGCUUCUCUUUGCACACGUACAGCAGGAGCUCCCAAAAUUGCAGGAGGAUUUGGAGACUGCUUUGGUGGAGGCAAAAACAGAGCUGUCUGCCAUGGGGAUUUUUCGCGCAGCUGUCAGCGGUUACUACGAAGGUGACUACUUCAAUAAUGUCCGUGACCGAGACUUCUCGAUCUCAUGUCCGGUACCAUCUCGACGACUCCGCGCAGUGGUACGAUACAUGAACCAGACAUUUGUUGAUCAUCAUCGCCAGAAAGGCUACAAAUUCCACAUUGAGUGGUUUGAAGACCAGGAGAAGUUGGAAAGCGACGAAGCCGACGACGAAAUCGAUGGCGAAACCGAAGACCCGUCAGAUGAAAUGACUGAUCCGGGCGAAGAGUCUCAGGAGCAGAAGGCUCCCGAUUCUCAGUCUAUGGAUUUGAAUUCACCUCAAAGAAUGUCGAACAAGGAGGCAUUAGACUGGGUUAGCAAAGUCAUGCUGAGAACCAGAGGAAGGGAGCUUGCCGGAAAUUUCAAUCCACGCGUGAUCGGAGAACUCUUCUGGGAACAGUCGUCCAAGUGGCAGCGGUUUGCAAUGGCGCACAUAGACCAAGUGGCUGAUGCCUGCCGUCUGUUCCUCGCCGAUCUCCUGAAGGAGAAGUCUGCCAGUGAUAUCUACUCCCGGAUCUGGUCUCAGAUCCAGAAUGAUCUCAAGUUGAGGUACAAGGGUGCGACGGAUGAACCCAAACGCAACAUGGAAGACAUUAAGAGCUAUCCCGUCAACUACAACCAUUAUUACACUGACAUAAUUAAAAGCCGUCGCCGCAUGAGAGAAAAGGGUGAACUAGCCGAGUGCAUUGAGGCUGCCACUCGCUAUGACCAUCUUUCUGGAUGCCAAUCCGAUCACACGUCAGCGAGUGUCGAUGUUGAUAUGGCGAUGAGGCUAUUCUCACAACGCACGGAUCCAGACAUGGAAAAACACAGCUGCGAGGAAGUUCUGGACUGCCUCUAUGCAAUUUACAAGGUCAGCCAGAAAGUGUUUGUCGCCAACAUCACCACACAAGUCAUUGAACGACACAUCGUGCGUGGCCUGGAGAACAUCUUCUCGCCUGUGGUCGUCAACAGGAUGUUGGAUUCGGAAGUGCAGGCUCUUGCCUCCGAGCCUACUUCGGCGAAGAGGCGCAGGGAAUUUGUAAAGGACCGAGUCGCAAAGCUGGAAGAUGGUCGUAACAUACUCCGGGAUGUGAUGAGACACGCAGUGGCGUGA
Molecule: messenger RNA, 2323 nt
Organism: Rasamsonia emersonii CBS 393.64
Lineage: Eukaryota; Fungi; Ascomycota; Eurotiomycetes; Eurotiales; Trichocomaceae
Exons: 4
Cellular component (GO): cytoplasm; microtubule; membrane
Molecular function (GO): microtubule binding; GTPase activity; GTP binding
Source: RefSeq, a predicted model, not a curated record